Messenger RNA from Drosophila subpulchrella, 1196 nucleotides. RefSeq names its product ribokinase. Gene Ontology annotation, biological process: D-ribose metabolic process. The transcript is spliced from 3 exons. Gene Ontology annotation, molecular function: ribokinase activity. Bases 213 to 1136 code for a protein of 307 amino acids. Lineage: Eukaryota; Metazoa; Arthropoda; Insecta; Diptera; Drosophilidae. The record is from RefSeq and is a predicted model, not a curated record.
UCAGUUGAUUUAUCGCCCUGCCCCACCCGAUCUUGGCCAGGAAUGGAGUGGGCCUGCUAGCUGAUAGUGCUCCGCCCACCGCCACCGUCCCCGUCCUUGCCCUUGCCCCUCAUCCGCUGGGGUCACACAAUCUCGGGCUGAUAAGCGCCACGGAACACUCGCUCCAUUUGACAACAAACCAGUGCAUUUUUGCAGCGAAUACGGGUGACGACAUGGCUCAAAAUCAAACCACCGAAGUGCUGGUCUUUGGCUCGGCCAUCAUAGACUUUAUAUGCUACACGCCCCGCCUGCCGAAACCAGGAGAAACACUCCAUGGACACCGCUUCCAAACGGGCUACGGCGGCAAGGGCGCCAAUCAGUGUGUGGCCGCCGCUCGACAGGGUUCCCGCACAGCUCUGGUGGCCAAACUGGGAGCCGACACCUUUGGCGGCGACUAUCUGCGACAGCUGCGCGACGAGGGCGUCAAUGUGGAGCACGUCCAGCAGCUGGAGGGCCAGACGACGGGCGUGGCCCAGAUCGCUGUGUCCGAUGGCGGCGAGAACAACAUCAUCAUUGUGGUGGGCGCCAACAGUCAGCUGAGCCCCUGCGACGUGGCCCAGGCGGAGGAGCUCUUCAUGGAGGCCAAGGUCUUGGUCUGCCAGCUGGAGACGCCCAUCGAGGCCACGCUGACUGCCUUAAAGCACUUCAAAGGCGUGUCCAUUGUGAAUGCGGCCCCGGCCAUGGAGAAUACACCGCGGGAGCUGCUCCAGCUGGCCAGCAUCUUCUGUGUGAACGAAAGCGAGGCGGCACUGAUGACCCAAAUGGCCCAAAUCGAGACUGUAGAGGAAGCUAAAAAUGCUGCUGGCAUGCUGAUAAAGAUGGGUGCCAACACGGUGAUCAUAACUUUGGGUAAACUGGGAGCCGUUUUUGGAUCCGCCGACACGGCAGGCGUUUACCAGCAUGUGGCUGCACCGCAUGUGCCGGCCGAGAAAGUGGUGGACACCACGGGUGCCGGCGACGCCUUCAUCGGCGCCCUGGCCCACAACAUGGCCCGCCAUCCGCAGAAAAAGCUGGAGGAGCACAUAGCCGCCGCCUGCGCCGUGGCCUCGCAGUCCGUCCAGCUGCCAGGCACGCAGGCCAGCUUUCCACGUACUUAGUGGGGGGGUAAUCGGCCACUAGAUUCAGUCCGGACAAUAAAUCGCCAAACUCUAUCCCGA